UUUAGCACAGUUAUUUGUAAUGUCAGGGGUUGCAGAUACAUGUAAAUCAAUAACAGUUACAGCACAUGUGACUAUAUUGUGAAGCGCAGGACAUGCUUGUGUUCAGGUUUGGUGUCAUCCUGACACCGUCGUGUUCAGAUACCGAGGUGUUUGUGUUGGGCUCACGCCCGGAGAUGGGACACUGGGAUCCGAACCGAGCCAUAAAGAUGAAGUCGAGCCGCACAGUUCUCUCCACCUGUGAGCCGUGUCUUUGGACCGGUGAUGUACAUCUCUCAGAGCCGUACACAGAUAAACUGUGGUUUAAAUUUAUAAAGCGGGUCGAUGGGCGCUACAUUUGGGAAGGCAACGGUCCACGUCAUGACAGGCAGUGUGUGUAUGAUGACAGUGACAUGGUGAACGGGGUGUACUGCCACCCGAUUGGUCACUGGAUUGAGGAGACUGGCCACACCAAUGAGAUGAUACACACCACCAACUUCUACUUCAGUGUGGCGGGACACCAGGCCAUCCACUUUUCUCAUGGAAUGAAGUGGCACACCAUCCAUCUUUGUUACAGUCUAAUACAGAACCAAUAAGAACAUCUGUCAGUGGGUCAGUGUUUGGCUGGAUAUAUCCUGC
This is a messenger RNA of Triplophysa rosa, 615 nucleotides long. RefSeq names its product laforin-like. The coding region runs from base 93 to 572 and encodes 159 amino acids. NCBI's taxonomy places the organism in Eukaryota, Metazoa, Chordata, Actinopteri, Cypriniformes, Nemacheilidae. The record is from RefSeq and is a predicted model, not a curated record. Gene Ontology annotation, cellular component: cytoplasm; nucleus. The transcript has 3 exons. Gene Ontology annotation, molecular function: starch binding; protein tyrosine phosphatase activity.